AUGUCCUUUCAACUCGAGAUUCAGAGAAUUCGGGAUACGAUUGGGUAUCAACAAUUAUCGGAAUCUGGGACCUUAGAAGCUCUAACAGCUGCUGGUGUUGACAAAAAUAACCCCGAUGGAAACAAAAGACUUUCUCAAAUGGGGGUUUCCCUUAUAGAAUUUCAUAUCAUCGAGAUGGGAUACAGAACAAGGUUCAACAGAGGAAAAGUAGAUCGCAUUCGAUCCACCCUGACAACAGCGGAUUAUCGAGCGCUAGUAGCCAGACAUAGUGGCAUUGACCAACACAUCAAGUACAACCCUGCUUCUGGAAGCCAAGCUGCCGGUGUUCUUGGUCAAGCAGUGAGCGCUCUUAUAGCUGUUUUACAUCUUGAAGCCAAGGACCCGGACAUUUCUCGAGAUGGAAUGUUGCGCCUGGGGUACUACAAAUCACAGUCCACAAAAUUGAAAAAGACUAUGGCUGACUUCCUAGAUUCUUGA
Molecule: messenger RNA, 477 nt
Organism: Penicillium crustosum
Lineage: Eukaryota; Fungi; Ascomycota; Eurotiomycetes; Eurotiales; Aspergillaceae
Exons: 2
Coding region: 1-477 (158 amino acids)
Biological process (GO): RNA processing
Molecular function (GO): ribonuclease III activity
Source: RefSeq, a predicted model, not a curated record